GACGAGACCAGCGGUCCAAUUGCUGACAAGAAAAUCAAAGGGUAGGAAUGGGAAUGUAUCCAAUCAGCGUCGACGUUGUUUCAGAAGCAUGAUGGGCGAUGGAGCUACCGCCAAAGGAUUCGUUGGUGUUCGGUAGAACUCGGCAGAGUCGUUUUUGGUCGUGAUGCAGAUGUAACAUGGACGCCGCUGGUGACUACAACCAGCAUGGAUACCGGAUCUCAGCAGCCACUGAAUUCAGUUCGGUCUCCUCUCCAGUAUCCGUUCGAGAGGAGAACUAUGGUGGAAAAACUUAAUGUCAAAGAGCUUGGACCAGAUCAGCCCGACGUUAAGAUAAGCCAGCAGGAGAAGGAGAGAGGUAAACUGUACACAAGAGGCUUCUGGGAAGGCUUGGCUAGCUGGAUGCAAUCACGCUAAUGCGUUAUUUUGCUUUCCGUGUUUGUUAUUCAAAACGGCUGGGACAGAUAAGGCAUGGAUGAGUCAGGAGUUACAGACAUGAAACAUUUUUCUGAGAAGGUGAAGAAACACGAGUCAUCCCGGGCACACAUGGACAACAACACGGUGAAGCUAGCCAUGCUAGGCAGCAGAGCUAACGUUGCCAUGCAGGGAACAACAGCAGCUGGGUGCAGAGAGGAACCAGAGACUUUCCUGAGGAACACCAUGACACAGGAUGGGCUGAAUGCUCUUGUCAUGCUCUCCAUGGGAAAAAAAAAGCUUGUCACAAACAUUCCUGACUUCAAUAAAAAGCUAAUCGAGAGCUUUGCCACUCAGAAGGACAGAAGGGCAAAAUUUCUGUACAAAUGAGCUACCAUGGCUCCCAGCUUGGCUCAGGCUUACAGGCGGAGGUGGUGGAUGGCCGUCACGGCCAUCAUGGAGAACCUGCUCUUCUCUGCAGUUCUGCUGGGUUGGGCCUCGCUGCUCAUCAUGCUGAAGAACGAGGGCUUCUACUCUCACUUGUGCAUUGAAAAUGAGACGGUUCUCACCAACGAGACCGCAGUUGAAGAAAGUGGUUGGAGGAGCUGUGUGGAGCAAGAUGAGAUACUGAAUCUUGGCUUCACCAUCGGCUCCUUCCUCCUUAGUGCGGCCACGCUGCCCUUGGGGAUCCUGAUGGACAGAUAUGGGCCGCGCCCGCUCAGGCUUGUUGGGAGCUCGUGCUUCGCAGCCUCCUGUGCGAUGAUGGCUGUUGCUGCCUACGAUCCUGCAGUGCUGUCCGUCCUGAUCUUCUUUGCUGUCUCCUUUAAUGGUUUUGGAGGAAUCUGUCUGACCUUUACUUCACUUACGCUGUCCAACAUGUUUGGGAAUAUACGACUAACCAUCCUGUCCUUGAUGUUUGGCUCCUACGCUUCUUCAGCUGUGACCUUCCCAGGUGUCAAGCUGAUUUAUGACGUUGGUGUGUCGUUUCGGCUCAUCAUGUGGGUGUGGACUGGCAUGGCCUGCAUGGUCUUCCUCAACUGUUACCUGAACUGGCCUGGUGAAUCCUUUCCAGCGCCUGAAGACAUCAGAUACACAGAGGAGAUAAGGAUGAACAGAGUUGUCACAGAGUACAGGACAACGGGGGACAACCAUGAGACGGUCACAGAAGAUGAGAGUGGGACGUCGCAGCUAGAACACAACCCGAGGGGCUCUCGGACCAAAGCUUCGGUGCCCUUUUGCCAGUCUGUGUGCUCCCCCAUCUUCCUGUGGAGCAUCCUCACCAUGGCUGUCACCCAGCUGAGGCUCAUCUUUUUCAUGGGUGCCAUGAAUAAGAUGAUCGAGUUCUUGGUCAUUCAUGGUGACCCCCACCCCUCUGAAGAGCUUAGGAAGAUAGUGAAGGAGCAAGUGGGUUUCUACUCCUCCAUCUUUGGUGCAAUCCAGCUUCUGUGUCUACUGACAUGUCCCUUGAUUGGUUACAUCAUGGACUGGAGGAUGGAAGAGUGUGAGGCAGAAGAUCCAAACACACCCAUGAACCUAAGCCAAUCAGAUCACCCAAAGAGAGACAGAAAGAUCCAGAAACUGACCAAUGCCAUCAAAGCAUUCAUCUUCACCAACCUCCUUUUGGUCGUCUUUGGAAUUAUUUCCUUGAUUGACAACUUGCCUUUACAGGUGGUGUCAUUUGUCCUUCACACCAUCGUGAGAGGGUUUGUCCACUCCUGCUGUGGGGGUCUCUACGCUGCUGUGUAUCCAGCCAACCACUUUGGGACCCUGACGGGUUUGCAGUCAAUGAUCAGCGCUGCCUUUGCCUUGCUCCAACAGCCACUCUUCAUAUUGAUGGUGGGACACCUCAGCGGAGAUGCUUACUGGAUCAACGUGGGCCUCCUCAUCCUCUCCCUGGCCUGCUUCCUGUUACCUGGCUAUCUCUUCUACCACCGUAAGAACCUGAUCCGAGAAAAGGCUCAUCGAGACACGGCCACUGCUCAGCCAGGGACGGACAAUGUUUUAACCCAAUCAGAAAGCGGACUGUCUCAGACCCAAGCCAACGGGCUUUCAGCAUAAGGACACACACCCAGCAGCGAGGCCUUUAUGGUGUGUGUGGGGGGGUGGGGGGUUGGACCAUCGACAUACAUAUAUAUGGACAAUGGCUUUCCAUAGGCUCCAAUAACACGUUUUUGAGUUAAAAUGGGAGGUGGCCACCACCGCCAUUUUGACCGUGUCACAGGUUCCGUCAAGCCCAGACAAUUCCAUAAAAGGGAAGAAAGGUGGAGCUGAGGGUGGGGCUGUAAGGCUGGGAUCAACUGACGACACUAGUGAUGUGACGUUCACGAACGAAUCGAAUCUUUUGAACGGGUUUUCAAAGUGAAUGAUGAGAGCCGAGUCCCUGCAGGGAGCCGUUCAUCUUAACAAACCUCCCCGGAAGUCGUCAAACUCACCCGCUCAAACCCCGCCCACCGCUGUGACAGACGUAGGAGGAACCAUAGAUAUGUUUAUAAACACGUGUUCAUAUACAUAUCUAUGGUAGGAACGCUAACCAACCCUGUGCGCCCUCACGGACACCGCAGGAAGACGUUGUUCUUGAUCCCCCCCCCCCCCCCCCCCCCCCCCCCCGCUCUCUUGGCUCCACUUAGUUCAAAGGAGCCAGUCUUUUGAACGGCUCCCAGGAAAGAGCCAUAUAUCCCAUCACUAGACGACACCCGUCGAACUGAAGCUAAUAUAGCUACAAGCUAACUUGAAGCUAACCCAAAGCUAAAGCGGAGGUGGGAGCUAAGCUAACGGAGGUAGCUACGUAGCUACAACCGGAGUUAACUGUGCACAACAGCAGAGCUUCUGAGUCAGAGAUGUGCCGGGCUGACCGCUGGGUAAAACCGGGUGGAACACAGAGGUCUCCCGAGAGCUCCACAAGCCGGCAGCCGCACAGCAGACAAGCGCUGCGGAGAUCAAAGAUGCGCCGAGCUGAGGGGAGGGAGACCACACUGAUAGUCAGAACCCAGCUCCACCAACAUGUUAUAUUUCAACCCAUUUUCUAAAGUGCAGCAUUAUGUUAAAUGCACUGGGUUUUACCCUAUUACAUUUAAAUGUCAUGGUUAAACAGUACAUGUUAAAAUCUAAGCUCAGCUCGGCAGUGACCUAAAAUACAUAAAUAUAAUUUUACUUACCGAAAAAAAUGAAGUGGAGACUCCUUGGACGCUCUAUUAGUGCAAUUAAUGCCACAGCAAGUCAUUUUGUCCAACAAUUGCACAAAAAUAUCCCAAAAAGAAAACACAAACGCUACAACUAAUGGUCUAAGAUGAGAGACUGUAAAUGACGGAACAGUUUCCAGGCCAGACCGAGGCUCAGGCUGAGGCCUUUCCACGGAGCUAGCUCUGUGGUCACGUGGGUCUGAUGCUCAUUAAUUAUACCGAAUUUUAGGCUUUUAAUACACUUAAACAGAAGAGUGAGAAAAACAUUCACCCCCCUCAGAGUUGUCAUGAGUGUAAACUAGAUCAUGGGAGUCAAUGAGUAUUUGCUCGCUUCUGACACCAGCCCCCAGUGGAUGAGGGUGGAACUGCAAUUUUUGUCACUUCCGUGUUGGCUUCAAUUUCAGACCCGCAUUGUGGGGGCCUGGUGGGAACAGAGGAGUUUACAGGAGGUGCUUUGUACGAGAGAAAAGAAAAAACUGGUAAUUGUGUUUUUGUUAUUUCUGCAGAACUCGGUUCGUAGUCCAACACAUUUCUGAGAUGUAGCAAAGGAGACUCGAGUUGAAAUAACACCGAACUAGGCCAAACGUUUCAUUUUGUGUUGCUGAUGUUAUUGCAUUGAUAUUUCUUUAGUUUUUACAGCUACUUGUUGUAGUUGUUAACUGAAAAACAACGAUAUAAUAAUAAUAAUUUUAACCUGUAGGGGGAGGGCCCCACACCCCCGUUGUGCCCUGAUGCUAAGAUGAUAUUGAAGUUUUUCUUUAUGGGAAAAGUUUGAAAGUAUGAUAAGACUGUGGGUAUCCUAAAUGAACAGGACUUCUGUUAUAUUAGUGCAGCCUUUGCUAGUUGAAUAAAUAAUAAUCAGAGAUGGUUAUUUAUCACAACACCAUGUCACUCACAAUCCUGCAGUUACAACCGGCCAUAACACUGACGUGGUGCUUAGAGGAGGAAGAAGAAAGGAUCUUCUUUCCGAGUCAGAGGACUCCAAAGUACUUUACACUACAGAGAAUCAUUCAUCCAUUCACACACUGGGGGUGAUGAGCUACGUCGUAGCCACAGCUGCCCUGGGGCGCACUGACAGGGGCGAGUCUGCCGAGUCAGGCGCCACCGGUCCCUCCGACCCCCACCAACAGGCAAGGAGGGUUCAGGGUCUUGCCCGAGGACACAGUGGCAGAAUUGCCUGCAGGGAGCCGGGAUCAGUUGUGCAACCCUCUGAUUACUGGACAACCUGCACUACCUCCUGAGCUACUGCUGCCCUGGCAGCAAUACAAGGCACUUCAGAGGAACAAUACAAAUAUUAAUGAAAUGAUUCUAAUAAAGGGGUCCUGGAGGGUAUGUGGGAGUUCGCCCAUCCAAAUGUGUUUUGUGGAUUUGGAGAAGGCCUUCGACCACGUCCCUCGGGGGCCCUGUGGGGCCUAGUGGGGGUACUUCAGGUGUAAGGGUACCAGACCUAGUGUUGGGAAAGUUUGUUUCAAAGACAAACUAGUUCAAAGUUCAAGAGGAAAAACAGUUUGAUUGGGUUUCAUAAAAAGGUGAGUUAUCAGUCAACCAGAGGGAUUACUUAGGCUGACACAGGAAGCAAGGAUGUACCUCAAAUUGAAAUAUUCAGAGUGCAAAACAUUUAAUUAUCUUUAAAUUGAGGAACUUCUCAAAUUCAGUGAAUUUUCUAAAUUUUUUGCCCAAAGAAAAGGUUACUGAGCUUGGGUCAUAAAGAGCAACACGCAGCCCCAAAUAAUGUAGUAAACAACAAAGCAAAUAAAUAAACACAUAGUUUAUUAGUUUGCGCACGCCAUAACGACAGUUCACAACACUGACCAGGCCCUCUGAUACAGGCUGUUAGGCCCUUAUGCUGCAUCUGCAGGGAUGCGGGCGUUGUACCGGUCUGUCGUGGUGAAGACAGAGAUGAGCCAGAAGGCAAAGCUUCGAUUUACCGGCCGAUCUACGUUCCUACCCUCACCUGUGGUCUUGAGCUUUGGGUAGUGACCGAAAGAACGAGAUCACAGAUACAAGCGGCCAAAAUGAGUUUUCUCCGCAGGGUGGCUGAGCUCUCCCUUAGAGAUAGGGUGAGAAGCUCCGAGUAGAUCUGCUGCUAGUCCACAUCGAGAGGAGCCAGGUGAGGUGGCUCGAGCAUCUGAUUAGGAUGCCUCCGGGACGCCUCUCUGGUGAGGUUUUCCAGGCACAUCCAACUGGGAGGAGACCCAGGACACGUUGGACGGAUUGUUUCUCUCGGCUGGCCAGACAAUGCGUUGGGAUUCCCCUGGAAGUGCUGGCCCAAAUGGCUGGGUAGAGGGAAGUCUGGACCUCUCAACUUAGGCUGUUGCCCCCGCGACCCGGCUCUGGACAAUGGAUGGAUGGAUGAUUUAAAAAAGAUCGUAGAAAAUAGAGAAGGCUGAGGGUAGCAGUUGCUCGACCAGUUUUCUGGCUAAAAGCACCCACAAACUUCCAUUAGCAUUAGCAUUAGCUACAUAGUCUCAGUUGGGUGUCGAUCAUCUGGCCCCACCCUCACAGCCCCUCUCUCAGCUCAGUUUUUGUAUUUUCCGGGAGUCAUGAGACGUGCAACUCGGCUAAGAUGGCGGUGGUAUGAACCGCCCCCUAGGCUUCCGUUCAGCUCUUCAAAAACUCCCGAGCGAUGAGGCGGAGGGUUUGUCCGUGUUUUCUUCACUCAUUGUUGAACACUCACUCCGAUGACGCACCACAAACACCCAUAAGGAAGCCCUGUUGCCUCUGAGCAACAGUCUGGGAGAAAUAGGUCAACAGCAAAACAUCUAUUGUUAAAGCCAAGGUCAUCCCUUCAUACACACACACACACACCCUUAUAUGCAUGUUUUAUUUCCCAUUUUUCGGGGCUCCUGGGACAUUUUAAGCUCCAACAAAUGUUUUAUGCUUCAUAGAGGCUCAAAGAUCAGUUUAGCCGUUACUUAAACACACUGUACAAAACUCAACACACAAGGUAAACACGACACAGCAACUGGGAUCAUUUGUCAAAAUGUCACUCUGAUGACACAUACUUGCAUCAUAAUUAAUUCUGAUCAAUAGUUCCUGAUCGGUGUGCCUGCUUCUGGUUGCCUAAAAGUUGUUUUAAGUCUGUUUUGAUUUCUUGCACAUAUCGUAAAUGAGAACCGUCGUUGUUCUUUAGAGCUAAUUACAGUAUGUGUCUGUUGCUGCUGCCUCUUGGCCCUGAUCACUGUUGUAAAUGACAAUAAGCUUCCAUAAAAAUCAAUCAAUCAAUCAAUAAACAAAACAUUCAGAUCA
Messenger RNA from Nothobranchius furzeri (turquoise killifish), 6839 nucleotides. The record is from RefSeq and is a predicted model, not a curated record. NCBI's taxonomy places the organism in Eukaryota, Metazoa, Chordata, Actinopteri, Cyprinodontiformes, Nothobranchiidae.